CACACGUCAUGAAACGUCAUCACGUCACGUCGCGGCGCUCCCCGCAGUCUCAGGCUGCAGACAGUGACCGCGUCAGUCUGCUGAUCUCUGCAGGGGCAGUUUAGAGGACGAGAAGGCCGCCAUGGUGCUGAACCCUGUCAUUUCCAAGCUCGCCGGUAAGCUGGUCGUGCUGGCCAGUGCUUCUCCUCGGAGGCUGGAGAUUCUCCGUAACGCGGGCUUACGGUUCGAGGUGGUGCCGUCCUGGUUCAAAGAAACUCUCGACAAGAGCCUUUUCAAAGCGCCUCACGAGUACGCCGUGGAGACAGCCAAACAGAAAGCCCUGGAGGUGGCCAGGAGGAUGCCCUUUAAACACCUGAAGACUCCAGACAUAGUAAUCGGAGCAGACACUAUAGUGGCCGUGGACGGCAUGAUUCUGGAGAAGCCAGUAGAUAAACAUGACGCUUACAGGAUGCUGUCAAGCCUGAGUGGAAAAUCGCACAGUGUCUUCACUGGCGUGGCUAUCGUCCUCUGCCACGAGAAAGAAAAUGACGAGGUGGAUUACCAGUUGUUUGACUUCUACGAAGAAACAAAGGUGAAGUUUGCUGAUCUCUCAGAGAACAUGCUGUGGGAGUACAUCAAUAGCGGUGAACCCAUGGACAAGGCCGGUGGCUACGGUAUCCAGGCUCUGGGAGGCAUGCUUGUCGAAUACGUUCAUGGAGACUUCCUCAAUGUUGUGGGUUUCCCUCUCAACCACUUCUGCAAACAACUGGACCUGAUUUACAACCAUGGCGCUUUUUCCUCAGAACAGGAAACUUCACCUGGCAGCGCGAGCCACAACGGCACGCACGCCUCACCAACGAUACUAACCCAGUCCUCGCCCAACGCGCCGGCUCAGUCCAGCCACAGUAACGGCUCCUCAGCCAAACACAACCCGUCUGCCAGCCAAACACACCACACCCAGAGCAGCCCCUCAGCCAGUCCCGUCCAUAAGGUGAAAAAGAACGGCGGUGAAAGUAAAGUGGGUGAAAGUUCUUGGACGCUGGUCAACAGCCUGUCUAAACAUACGGACGACAGACAGGCUGAGGUCAUAGACUCUAAGAACGCAGCGUUACUGAUGACCAGCAGAGGGCCGGCGAUGGAGCUCAAUGUGACAGAACACAAGGGCGGUGAGCCCAGAAAAGAGGACCUGCAGCGAAUCACUGAACUGAUGGACGGAUUCAAAGCCUCAAAGGCGCUAUUUACGGCAUCCAAGAUGUGUGUGUUUGACCUGCUGCAAAGCAGACCGGGGCUGAACGCAGCGCAGGUGGCUGAGGAGAUCAAAGCCUCUGUGAAGGGGACCGAAUGCCUGCUGGAAGCCUGCGUGUCUCUGGGACUGCUGAAGAGCAAAGAGAGGAAAUGCCAGAAGCCGGUGUACGAGAACGCGGGUCUGGCGUCGCGUUUUCUGCUGUCGGACGCUCCGUUUUCGCUGCAGGGCUACAUUCAGCACUGUGACAAAACAGUGUGGCCUCUUUUCUCCCACCUCGAGGACGCCGUGCGGGAGGGAAGCAACCAGCACGAGAAGGCUUUCGGCAAGAAAUCAAAGGACGUGUUUCAGGACACCUUCUACAACAGUCUAGACGUCAAACUGAGAUUCAUGAACGCCAUGCACAGCAUCGCUAAAGUCACAGGAACAGCUGUCGCGACGGCCUUUGACCUCUCCAGCUUUAAAACUGCGUGUGACCUCGGAGGAUGCACCGGUGCCAUGGCCUACGAGUUCACAAAAUCCUAUCCUGGGUUGUCUGUGACAGUGUUCGACUUGCCGGCUGUUGUCGAGAUGAGCGAACACUUCCAUCCUCUGCGCACAGACAACAGGGUGUCGUUUGUAGCAGGAGACUUCUUUAAAGAUGACUUGCCCAAAGCGGACUUGUACAUCCUGGCGAGAAUUCUCCACGACUGGCCCGAUGAGAAGGUGCAUGUUCUGCUGAGUAAAGUCGCGGAUGCGUGCACACCAGGCUCCUGACGCCUCCCAGAGGAGCCGCGGAGGAGGAGAGGAAUUCCACUGGAUUCAAAGACUUCUCCGGGUUUCUUUUGACUCUUCCCGCCUGCCUUGCCUUCCCUCAGCUCCUCGUGUUGACCUGCUCCUCGUGAUCCCCUGCCAAACCAUCUUCCUGGCCUGGGGGACUGCGGCCGUUAUGUGUAAGCAUACACAUUACACGAGGAGGGUGGGGGGUUUAUUCUAGACAAGUUCCACUAGUAGGUUCCUCUGCACGUCCAAGCCUUUGAUUCGGUGAACGAGGAGAAUAAACUUUGGCCUGAUUCAUUGGCCGUUUUUUCAUCGGGCCUUGUUGAUGGAGCCGUAGAUAAGUUGCCAGGUUUCUUACAAAAACUGCAGCCGUGAGUUUAUUCUUAUAUAUUCCAUUGAAAAAUUCAUUGCAGGCAGUCUUCAAAAGAGUGGGGCAUUAUAUCUAAAGGACUUUCACCGUAAUGAAAAAUGAAAAGUGUGUGUUUUCUCAGUGCCGUCUGGUUUCAAUCAUGGCAAUAUCCUAAACAUGACCAGUUUCUUGAAUCAGCUACCCUCAGCUUGCCUCCCAGACGUUAGGCACUCAUUAUUCCAGUCAGGCCUCUCCGACAGCUACACAAAGUCCAACCUUUCCACCAGUAAAGCCCGGAUAGAAGUCAGCCAGUCUCUUCGGCACUUCAGAAUCACUUUGCAAUUGCUGUUUCCAUUGUUGUUGAUGGUCCGGUCAUUAUUAUGCAAGGAUACGUAACCAGGUUAGUAAGAUGUCUGUAAAUUCACACACAUCUAAUAUCUAGCUGUUAAGAGUAGUCAUCAAACAGAAGAAUGGAUGUAAUUCAGCCCUUAUGCACUGAUUAUACCUGGAUUAGCCCAUAUUUAAGAGGUCUAUUCGAGUCUGUGAAUAAUAAGGCAGUGAUCUGACUUUAAAGAGAUCCCCUCCUGCUUUUAUUAUUGCAUUAUUACUCUAUAAUUCCCGCGCCUGUAUUGGCGAGUUGGCAGCAGAUGUGUAGAACAGGAUACAGUGACCUAUAAAUGUGUCGGAGUAAAGAAUAUUGGGUCACACUUUAUUUGAAACGUCCGAGAGGGUUUAUAGUGUAUUUGUAACAUUUCAAGCUCUUACACUUCGCCUGUAGACGUUUAACAGAUUAUCCGCAGAGUUUAUUUGACAAUUUAUGAACACGCCAUAACUAAGAAGUUUCCGUUUGCCUAAACCUGAUCAAACCAUGACCACGAUCGGAAAGUGGACGCUGAAUCUCGACUAAUAAGCUGCUGAGAUGUUACAAACUCUGUCUCACUGAGCAUCUACCUGAAGUUUCGACAGCCUUAAUGUAAAUGCUGAGGUGUUUCAUACAGCUGUGUUUGUGCGCCUGUGCAUGUAU
Messenger RNA from Larimichthys crocea (large yellow croaker), 3354 nucleotides. It is a transcript of the gene asmtl, whose product is annotated as acetylserotonin O-methyltransferase-like. The transcript is spliced from 15 exons. Bases 122 to 1978 code for a protein of 618 amino acids. NCBI's taxonomy places the organism in Eukaryota, Metazoa, Chordata, Actinopteri, Sciaenidae. The record is from RefSeq and is a predicted model, not a curated record. Gene Ontology annotation, molecular function: O-methyltransferase activity; protein dimerization activity; nucleoside triphosphate diphosphatase activity.